GAAAAUUUGCUCAUGACAGAUAAUCAGAAGGUACCAGAAAGCGCGCCAUGAUAUUCAUCUUCCGAUGGCGAUAAUAUCCCCUGGAGGCUCCAAUAAUUGCCUGUUAUCUCGCCUCAGAGCCUUAAUAAAACAACAGAGACUCGUCCAUGCAUUGUCUGAAGGAGGAUUGCAAGCUCAAUUUCACACUAAAAUGGUGCCAGACUCGGUUCCUGACAAAGGCUGCAUUGAUAUGUCAAAAUGGAAAAAGUUGGAUUCGAGGAACCUUGGGAUAAAACCCUCCAUGGUUUCGCAACCCUCUUGGAUUGUCUUAAAAAUUCUUCAGAGUGAAGGGUUUGAAGCCUACUUAGUGGGUGGAUGUGUCAGAGAUUUGAUCCUCAAAAGAAUACCUAAAGACUUUGACGUGAUCACUACAGCUAAUCUUAAACAGAUCAAGAGGCAAUUUUAUCGUGCAGAAAUUGUUGGAAGACGAUUCCCUAUAUGUAGGGUGCAUGUUAAAGGUUCUGUCAUCGAGGUGUCCAGUUUUGAAACAGUUGCAAAACAUGCUGGAAAAAAGGAAGCUGAUUCCCCUUGUAGGCCACCUGGCUGUGAUAAGAAAGAUUUCAUCCGUUGGAGAAACAGCAUGCAUCGGGACUUCACUAUUAACAGUUUAUUCUUUGAUCCUUUUGCAAAUAAGAUCUAUGAUUAUGCCAAUGGAAUGGUGGACUUGAGGUCCUUAAAGCUACGGACGUUAGGCCCUGCCAAGUUAUCAUUUGAAGAGGAUUGCGCACGAAUCUUGCGGGGUUUAAGAAUUGCUGCUCGUCUGAGUUUGUCAAUAUCAAAAGAAACUGAGACUGCGAUGCAUAGGCUUUCUUCAUCCAUUUUAAAGUUGGAUAAGUCCAGAAUAAUGAUGGAGUUGAACUAUAUGCUCUCUUAUGGAGCUGCUGAGCCAUCAUUCUGUUUGCUAUGGAGAUUUGAUCUACUCAAAAUUCUACUUCCCUUGCAUGCAGCAUACUUUGAUCGACAGAGCAAAAAUAUGAAAACUGCUCAGAGUUCCACGAUGUUGAUGAAGCUAUUCUCUAGUUUGGAUAAAGUGGUUAGCUGUGAUCGACCUUCUGAAUCCACUUUAUGGGUCGGACUGUUGGCAUUUCACCUUGCACUAGUCAAUAACCCACAAGAUGCUCUUGUAGUGUUGACUUUUGCUUCUGUCCUGUAUCAUGAAGAAUGGGAAGAAGGUGUUAAAUUUUCCAGAGACAAUGCUGAAGGGAUCGUUAAUUAUGUACCUGAGAUCUUAUGCUCAUCUGAAUUUAAAUCAGACAAAGUACUUGCAAAAGAAGUUUCCCAGUUAGCUUCUUUUGUGCUAGAUUCUAUUUCCGCUUUAACUGCAACAGAGAGUCUUAUUGAAUCAAUGUCCAGAUAUCCUGUUUUCCCAUGCUCUGGGUUGGUAUUUGUACCAAAGAAAAUGGCUGAAGAGGUUGCUGAAAUUUUUAAAGGGCUGGUGAACAUCAAAUCUUACAAUAAAGGAAGGAAGAGUUUGCAGAUUGAUUACCACUCUCUUGGGAAAGGCUAUUUGAGUGAGGUUAGGUUUGUUAUUGGAAAAGUUAUUUUAGAAACCAUGAACAGUGGGAUUUUGCAAGGGAAGGAACUUGUUCAGGAGUUGGACUACCACCUGCUGCAGGAAAACGUUAAAAAUUACAAUAAGGGUAGAAAACACAGCCUUAUACCAGAUACCCCUGAAGUAAAACAAGAGAUGUCCAAGAAACUGAAGUUGAAAGAACAGAAAUGCCAUCUGUUCGAGCAAGAUACAGCUAUCAAUAAGCAAGAGGUCGUUGAAUUGUGUCAAGCACCUCAGAGAGAGUUAAUUGCAGUUCUGGGAAAUAUGUUGGAGAAGAGAAAAUUUCAGUUACCGGAAGAGGAGGGGAUUAAGAAAAAUCAGGAGCUUUCUGAGGAUGAGAAGUUCCAGAAUAAGGGAGAGAAGAAGAUGCACUUGAAGACGAUAGAGAAGCUGCAGGAAUGUAUGCCACCUGAUAUGGCUACCAAACAGCAAUUAAACAAAGUUAAGAAGCAUAAUUCAAGUCAGGAGGAUACCAUUAAGCUGAAAAACAUGUUUCAGAAGAAAACACAGAAAGUGAUCAGUGAGGAGAUUGUGGAAGACAGACAAGUAACAGACAAGGGGAAAGGCAGUCUACCUCCGUUACCUAGUGUCGUCAGCAGUGAGGAGAUUCAGAAACGCAAACAAGUAGCAGACAACAAGAAAGGCGGUCUACCUCGAUUAUCUAGUCUCUUUAAGAGAUAAUAUUUUCUGUAACUAACAAAAUGGCGUUUGUUUACCUCCCCCAUCUAUCCUCUUUCUCGUAUGCACACAAUUGGCACGAAUAAUUCUUCCAUUUUUGUCUGCAGGUGUGUCAUAAAAUCCUAGGAGCUGGGGGAAAUACCCUUAAAAAUACCUCAAGGUUUUGCUCAUUGUAUCAUUAUGCCGUCUGCCCUCUUUUUCACUUCAUUCUUCGGUUUAACAAUUUUGAUUAGCCGUAGUUAAUACUGAUCUUGAUUAAGGAGCAUAAUUGUAUCACAAAUUUUGUAUCUAUUUCAUAAUUUAUUCAAGGAUGGUAUUUUUU
This is a messenger RNA of Prunus dulcis (almond), 2591 nucleotides long. RefSeq lists its product as uncharacterized. NCBI's taxonomy places the organism in Eukaryota, Viridiplantae, Streptophyta, Magnoliopsida, Rosales, Rosaceae. The coding region runs from base 65 to 2272 and encodes 735 amino acids. Gene Ontology annotation, biological process: RNA processing. The transcript is spliced from 14 exons. The record is from RefSeq and is a predicted model, not a curated record. Gene Ontology annotation, molecular function: nucleotidyltransferase activity; RNA binding.